This is a messenger RNA of Rotaria socialis, 1197 nucleotides long. Lineage: Eukaryota; Metazoa; Rotifera; Eurotatoria; Philodinida; Philodinidae. The record is from the annotation of a GenBank genome assembly.
AUGAGUUCUCGUGGCCCUAUGAGACUUUCAAAAGCUUAUCCUCAUCCUCAACAACAGCAGCAGCAACAGCAACAGCCACCACAACUGCCACCACUACCACCACAACAGCAACAACAGCAACAACAGCAACAAACUAAUCAAUUCUAUCAACCUACAAAUCCUAAUUCUCAACCAGCACCUAUGAAUUAUGGAGGCGAUUUUUCAAUACCUCAAGGACAAAUACCGUCACAUUAUGGUGGCGAUUUUCCAAUACCUCAAGGACAAAUGCCGUCACAUUAUGGUGGCGAUUUCCCUACUCCUCAAGGAUCAAUGCCUUCACACUAUGGAGGUGAUUACAAUGUCCCUCAACCACAAUCUAUGCCAUCGAAUAAUGGCUUCUUUUCACCACAAACAGCUUUCUAUGCUCCACCAUCUCAACAAAUGUCUGGUAAUCAAGCUAUGCCUGGAAUGGAAUAUCUUUCGAAUAAUCCUCUUUUUAAUGUUGGUUUAAAUGUUGUUGAACAAGGUAUGAAAGAUUUUACUGGCAAAACUGUUAACAUGUUACCAAAUGAGAUGAAAAAAUCUAUAUCGUCAAUAAAAUAUUAUUUUGCUGUUGAUCAAACUUAUGUUUUGAAAAAACUUUGCUUACUAUUAUUUCCUUUUCGACCAAGAAAUUGGUCACUAGCAUAUAGUGCUGAUGAGCCCGUACCACCACGUGUUGAUACAAAUGCACCUGAUUAUUAUAUCCCAUUAAUGAGUGCUAUAACAUACGUGCUCGUAGCUGGUCUUGUUCUUGGUACACAGAAUAAAUUUACACCUGAACAAUUGGGUAUGCAUGCAUCAUCUGUUCUUGUAUGGAAUAUAAUUGAAAUUUGUAUUCUAUCCUUCACAUUUUACAUUUUUAAUGUUCAAUCGAAAUUACGUACACUUGACUUAAUCGCUUAUUGUGGUUAUAAAUAUGUUGGAAUGAUUGCUGUAUUAUCAUCAUUUCUAAUUACAAAUUCAUUAUUCGUUUAUAGUUGUGCUUUGUUUUAUGUUAGUCUAUCAUUAUCUUAUUUUCUUGUUAAAUGUCUUCGUUUACAAAUUCUACCUGACACUGGUGGAUCUCAAUCGUAUGGUUCUGGUGGAAGUAAACGUCGAAUAUAUUUACUUCUUCUCAUUGUUAUUCUUCAACCGUUAUUUAUUUGGUAUUUAACUCGACAUUUGAUUGUUCAAUAA